This is a messenger RNA of Pochonia chlamydosporia 170, 906 nucleotides long. Its product is annotated as TFIIH basal transcription factor complex p47 subunit. The coding region runs from base 1 to 906 and encodes 301 amino acids. The transcript has 3 exons. Gene Ontology annotation, biological process: nucleotide-excision repair; DNA-templated transcription; regulation of transcription by RNA polymerase II. Gene Ontology annotation, cellular component: transcription factor TFIIH holo complex; transcription factor TFIIH core complex. The record is from RefSeq and is a predicted model, not a curated record. NCBI's taxonomy places the organism in Eukaryota, Fungi, Ascomycota, Sordariomycetes, Hypocreales, Clavicipitaceae.
AUGGCCGACUCUGACGGCGAAUUCGUCGCGGACGACAUGUCGGACGAUGAACUGGUUGAUCACCAAGUGACCGACGACGAAGGCCCCUCAUCGCGCAGCAAACCCUCCCGAUCGAAGCGGAAGAAGAAAAAUGGCGAACAAGCCUGGGAGAAGUCUAAAAGAUCGUGGGAACUAAACUUGCCCGAGGAGGACCAAGAUGGCAUGCUCAAUCUCUCACUGUUGGAGGCGGAGAAGCGCCGGCGGUUGAUGCGUGACACCACUCCUCUCCAGCGAGGUAUCAUACGGCACAUGAUUUUGGUCUUGGAUAUGUCGUUUGCCAUGACGGAGAAGGACCUGCUUCCUACGCGGUACAGGCUAACGAUAAGCUACGCGCUGGCGUUUGUCAAGGAGUAUUUUGAGCAGAACCCCAUCUCGCAGCUGGGCAUUCUUGGCAUGAGGGAUGGUGUGGCUGUGAGGAUAAGUGACCUCAGUGGUAAUCCUGCAGAUCAUAUCGAGCGGUUGAAAGCAGUGGAAGGGCAAGAUCCCCAGGGGAAUCCUAGUUUGCAGAAUGCGCUGGAGAUGUGCCGCGGCGCACUUUUUCACGCACCUUCACACGGAACUCGAGAAGUUCUCAUUAUUUAUGGCGCCUUAUUGUCGAGCGACCCUGGAGAUAUUCACGAAACGAUUGCCAAUCUCAUCACGGACAAGAUACGGGUCUCCAUCGUCGGUCUUUCCGCACAAGUCGCCAUUUGCGCGGACUUGUGCUCAAAAACGAAUGCAGGAGAUGACUCCCAAUACAAUGUUGCCAUGGAUGAAGUCCACUUUAGAGAUUUAUUUCUUGCCAGUACGACACCACCGGUCAAGCGCGUGCUUCUCAUGCUUGUGUCCAUUUCCAGAGCCGCCAAAGAACAAGGUCGAUGGGGGUAA